This is a messenger RNA of Pneumocystis murina B123, 999 nucleotides long. RefSeq lists its product as hypothetical. The record is from RefSeq and is a predicted model, not a curated record. Lineage: Eukaryota; Fungi; Ascomycota; Pneumocystomycetes; Pneumocystales; Pneumocystaceae. The coding region runs from base 1 to 999 and encodes 332 amino acids. Gene Ontology annotation, biological process: intracellular signal transduction. Gene Ontology annotation, molecular function: protein serine/threonine kinase activator activity. The transcript has 10 exons.
AUGGCGUUUUUUUUUAACAGAAGACAAAAAUCUGUUCAAGAUGUAGUGCGUGGAGUAAAGGAUGGAAUUCAAAGAUUAGAAACAUUAGGAUCUAUGGCCGAUAAAAAAAGAGUACAGGAAGAAGUAUCUCGGAGUCUUCAAGCAAUGAAAGUAUUAUUAUAUGGUGAUAAUGAUACUGAUCCUGUACCUGAUCAAGUUACACAAUUAUCUCAGCAAGUAUAUCAAACGGAUUUACUUUAUUUAUUUGUAGUUAAUUUUGUCCAUCUUGAAUUUGAAUCUAGAAAAGAUGUUACAUCUAUUUUUAAUGUUUUUCUUAGAAGACAAAUUGGGACUCGUUAUCCCACUGUUGAUUAUCUUGCUACAAAAGAAGAUACUCUUUUCAUUCUUGUUAGAGGUUAUCAGAUUCCUGAAAUUGCUCUUCAUUCUGGUCUUAUACUUCGUGAAUGUUUUAAACAUGAAUUACUUGCAAAAAUUGUACUUUGGAACUCCGUAUUUUGGGAGUUCUUUACAUAUGUUGAAAGUGGAACAUUUGACAUAGCUAGUGAUGCUUUUCAAACUUUUAAAGAACUUUUGAUUCGACAUAAAAAUAUAUCUGCUGAUUUCUUACAAAAUAAUUAUGACGAUUUUUUUGAAAAAUUUACUAAUCUUUUGAACUCUUCUAAUUAUGUUACAAAGCGACAAUCUAUAAAGCUCCUGGGUGAAAUUCUUCUCGGACGAUCUAAUUUUAAUAUUAUGACAACGUAUAUUCAAUCUUCUGAAAAUCUUAAGCUUAUAAUGAAUUUAUUGCGUGACAAAAGUAGAAAUAUUCAGUUUGAAGCAUUUCAUGUUUUUAAAGUUUUCGUUGCAAAUCCUAAUAAGACAAAACAAGUUUUAAAUAUUCUUAUUAAAAAUAAAAAUAAACUUUUGAUUUUUUUAUCUAAUUUUCAUAAUGAUCGUAAAGAUGAUGAGCAGUUUAAUGAUGAAAAGACGUUUCUAAUCAACCAAAUUGAGGCACUUUAG